UCAUUCAUAUCGUUCUGUCACAUGAAAUCUUGUCGGCCGAAACUUCACCAGCAGUGAAAAAUCAAUUCAAUCAUCCAUUCGCUAAUAUUAUCCAACUACAAUGGCAGCAGUAGCAAAAUUAUCAGUUCUCGUCAACAAUUUGGUUGUGGCAUCACGCCCAAAAUUGAAAGUGGCCGCUAAAUAUGCUAUGGCUGAAAUGACACCACCAAAAGUCAGCGACAUUCCUGCCAUCAGCUCAGGACUUGGUAAAUUGGUUUCGGGAGCCAAGAGCGGUGCAUGGAAGAAUACCACUGUACGUGAAGCUUUUUUGAACACUUUGGUCACCAUUGAAGUGUUGUGCUGGUUUUUUGUCGGCGAAUGCAUUGGCAAACGUCAUUUUGUCGGUUAUGAUGUCUAAACAUAAUCACAGCGUAAAUCCCGUAACUUUUUAUUUGCACGUAGAAUCCAAAUCAACUGAAAAAAGCUCUUUAGCUAUGUAUAAUAUGUGGGCCAAACAAUUUGUUGGAUACACAAUUAAACUGUAAAAUAUCUCUAAUUUUCAAAAUAACACCGAAAGAGAUUCAAUUCAAAAGAGAAAAAAAAAUAAAGAAAUUCAUU
Molecule: messenger RNA, 597 nt
Organism: Contarinia nasturtii (swede midge)
Lineage: Eukaryota; Metazoa; Arthropoda; Insecta; Diptera; Cecidomyiidae
Gene: ATPsynG
Product: ATP synthase subunit g, mitochondrial
Exons: 3
Coding region: 101-397 (98 amino acids)
Biological process (GO): proton motive force-driven ATP synthesis
Molecular function (GO): proton transmembrane transporter activity
Source: RefSeq, a predicted model, not a curated record